CCCUCAAAUUACAAGUUUAAAAGACAGCUAGGGUAACAAGAUAACGUUAAUGCACUUGGUCACAGUUGGCCACAGUUGGUCUUCAACAUGGGAUUUUUACCUUUUCUCUCCACCGAGAGCUGGACCUUGAUUUGUAUUUGCAUUGCCCUCCUCGCGCUGUAUGGAUAUGCCCCCUAUGGAUUCUUUAAGAAGCUAGGCAUCCGUGGACCCAAACCAUGGCCCUUUAUCGGUACAUUUUUGGAGUACAGAAGGGGUGUACACGUCUUUGACAUGGAAUGCUUCCAGAAGUAUGGCAAGAUAUGGGGAUUCUACGACGGUCGGCAGCCUGUGAUGGGUGUGAUGGACACGGCUAUGAUCAAAACCAUCCUGGUGAAGGAGUGCUACUCUACGUUCACCAACAGACGAGACUUUGGCUUGAACGGCCCCAUGCAGGAUGCAGUGUCAGUCCUCGAGGAUGAGGCAUGGAAAAGAGUCCGUAGUGCUCUGUCUCCAUCGUUUACCAGCGGGCGUCUGAAAGAGAUGUAUCCAAUUAUGCUAAAGUACUCAAAUAAUGUGGUGGAGAAUCUUCGUAAGAAAGUUGCUGCUGAUGAGGUCAUCGAUGUGCAGGAAAUAUUUGGACCGUACAGUAUGGAUGUGGUCACCAGCACUGCCUUCAGUGUUGAUAUUGAUUCAUUAAAUCAACCCUCUGAUCCGUUUGUGGCUAAUAUCAAGAAGAUGAUGAACUUCAGCUUUCUAAGCCCACUGCUUUUGAUUUCAGUCCUGUUCCCUUUCAUGGGACCAGUGUUUGAUAAGCUGAACCUGUCGUUUUUUCCGGCUGAUGUCCUCAAAUUUUUCUACAGCUCUUUGAAAAAAAUCAAAGAUGAUCGGACGAAGAAUACACACAAUGACAAACAGAAUCGAGUGGACUUCAUGCAGUUAAUGGUGGAUUCCCAGACGACUGAGAAUAUCAACGAAGACGGGACCCCAGAGAAAGGCCUCAAUGACCACGAAAUUCUAUCCCAAGCCAUGAUCUUCAUCUUCGCUGGCUACCUGACCAGCAGCAACACCCUAUGCUUUCUAGCCCACAACCUGGCAACCAACCCUGACGUCCAAGCAGCCUUGCAAAAGGAGAUAGAUGAAACCUUUGAAAACAAGAGCAGGCCAACGUAUGAACCGCUGAUGCAGAUGGAGUACCUUGAUAUGGCAUUCAAUGAGUCACAGCGGCUCUUCCCUCUCGGCAAUCGAUUGGAAAGGAUUGCAAAGGCCUCUGUGGAGAUAAACGGUGUCGUAAUCCCAAAAGGAACUGCCAUCGUGGUCCCUGUGUAUGUCCUUCACCGGGAUCCAGCUCUGUGGCCAGAGCCUGAGGCCUUCAGGCCUGAAAGAUUUAGCAAAGUAAACAGAGAAACCAUGGAUCCUUACUCCUUUCUUCCAUUUGGAGCUGGGCCAAGGAAUUGUGUGGGCAUGCGGUUUGCUCUCUUGAUGAUGAAGUUGUGCAUGGUGGAGAUUCUACAGAACUUCAGCUUUGUCACCUGCAAGGAGACUGAUAUUCCUGUUGAGAUAGGGACGGAUGGCAUCCCCGGACCCAAGAAUCCAGUCAAACUGAAGCUUGUUCCUAGAGAAUAUUAAGUGGCUCAUUUUGUUUUAAAAUAUCUUUGCAUCAUUUAAAAAUCAAUAAAAAAGAAGGAUCAUAUAAUUGUCAUGAAUGCGGCAAAAGCAAUCAUCUUUGCACAAUAAAAGAUACAAUUACCUUGGA
Gadus macrocephalus (Pacific cod) is the source of this 1732-nucleotide messenger RNA. RefSeq names its product cytochrome P450 3A30-like. The coding region runs from base 88 to 1605 and encodes 505 amino acids. NCBI's taxonomy places the organism in Eukaryota, Metazoa, Chordata, Actinopteri, Gadiformes, Gadidae. Gene Ontology annotation, molecular function: iron ion binding; steroid hydroxylase activity; heme binding. The record is from RefSeq and is a predicted model, not a curated record. The transcript is spliced from 13 exons.